Spinacia oleracea (spinach) is the source of this 4045-nucleotide messenger RNA. RefSeq names its product glycine-rich cell wall structural protein 1.0-like. The transcript has 2 exons. Lineage: Eukaryota; Viridiplantae; Streptophyta; Magnoliopsida; Caryophyllales; Amaranthaceae. Bases 864 to 1829 code for a protein of 321 amino acids. The record is from RefSeq and is a predicted model, not a curated record.
CGCUGGUGGCGGGUAUCCUUCCUUAGGGUAACUUUGAUCUGGAGGAGGGUAGCCUUGAGGAGGAGGGUAGUUACUCAUAGUGUUGGUUAAUGUGUUAUCACUUUUCAGUGCAAAAUGUACUUCAGUUGUAAGGGAUUAAGGAAGCGAAGGAGGAUGGUGAUGUAUUUAAGGAGAUACAACCACGCUUCCUACGCGGCUACGUCUUCCUAUUAUUAUUAUUAUUAUUAUUAUUAUUAUUAUUAUUAUUAUUAUUAUAUUGGACUCUUUUCAUUUCUUAUUCUAUCUCUUGCUUUUCCUCCCACUCUUUACUUUUGAGCAAUAAUAAUGCUCCAUAUUCCCUUCCAAAACAAUAAAUAAUAAAAUACUGCUAUCUUAUUAAACUAAUACUCCGUACAAAUAUAAUAAAAUUAGUACAUUAUAUUUUUUGCUUUAUUUUUUCAUAUAUGGAGUAGUAAAUAGAAUAUACAGACUACAGGGUAAAAUACCACUUAGUAGCAUUUUCAAGGGAGUUGACAAAUUUUCUUAUUUUUAAUUAACUUUAUAUGUUUAUUUUAGAUUUUUAUUUUCUACUCCGAGCUGCUAUUUGAGAAGAAAACCACAAAGCCUAAGAUAUUAAAAUGACUUUGGAUUUACAUAGAUAUUGUUAAACUCAUGCCUUAGAGAAAGGAAAUGGAAUUGAUUAGGGUGGUACAAUAGUUGGUGAGAAAAACUGGUCUGGUUCACUAGGAGUCGUCCAAAACGGCGGAUAAUCUUGAUCAUGUGAUGGUGGUGGAGAAAGCCAUUGAUCAAAGAAUGGCGGGACCGGUAUACUACUACUACCAUCAGUAGGUGCUGGCCAUGGCCAUGUUAUUGGUGGCUGAUCAAUGCUGCCAGCAGGAGGCGCUUCCCAUGGCCAUGAUGUUGGUGGCUGGUUAAGCGACGGCGUAUUACCAGUGCCUCCAGGUGGUGUUUGCCAUGGCAAUGGUGGCCAUGGAAGCCAUGGUAUUGGGGGCUUGUCCAUAUCUCCAAAAAGUGGUGGUGGCGGCGUAGUUUCUAGUGGGGUCCAUGGAGGAAAUACAAACACCAUCGGUGAUGAUGGAACUGCAAGUGGCGUGGGUGUUGUUGAUGGUGGAAGCUCAAACAAUGGUGGAGAUGGAAUUGUUGAUGGUGGCAAUGGUAGUGGAAAUCCAAAUGUUGGUGGUGGAGAUGCUAUUGGUGAAAAUGGCAUCGGUGUCGAUGGUGCAAAUUCUAAUGCCGGUGGUGGAAAGGGGACCACCGAAGGUGUUGUUGGUGGCGUGAAUGGUGGAAGCCCAAAAAUGGGUGGGAGAAGAGAGACCAAUGGUGGAGGCGGAGAAAGUGCGACUAUUGGUGGUGCAGAUAAGAAUGAUGGAGGUGGCGGUGAAGGAACAAGGGGUGGAGGGAAAAAAACCUGUGAGGGUGGUGGUAGGAAAAGAAAAGGAGGUGGGGAAGGUAAAGGCAACGGGAAUGAUGGUGGAGGUGGUGAUGGUACAAUUGGUGGUGGAGGGAGUAUAACAGUUGGUGGUGGAGGGACAAUAACAGGUGCUGGUGGAGGGAGUAUGACAGGUGCUGGUGGAGGGAGUAUGACAGGUGCUGGUGGAGGGACUAUAACAGUUGGUGGUGGAGGGACUAUAACAGGUGGUGGUGGAGGGAGUAUAAUAGGUGGUGGUGGUAGUGGGGUGGGAGGCGGUGGUGGAGGCACAAAAGGAGGCAAGAUGAUUGGCGGAGGCGAUAAUGGUGGUGGUGGUGGUGGUGGUGAUGUAAGGAGAAAAGGGUUGUUAGGGGAAGGGGAAGUAAGAAAAGGCCACUUACCACAAAUACCAAACAAGUAGGCGUAUAAAGGGUCACAAUUCAGACUUCCUCCUCUUCUGGGACUAGGACUAAAUAAACCUUUUUAUAUACGCAUUUUCUUAUCAACCGAGGUCUUAAUUGCUCUAGUGUCGGAAACAGAAGGCUUGUGUACGUAGUGCCUGCAGCAGGUUAACGGUUCGACUUUCCUCUCCCUCGUUUGCAAUUUGUAAGUGUUUAAAUGCUUUGUUAUUAUGCUUGAUAUUUUCACUUUUACUCUAUAAAAGUUUUACAUUUAUUACUGUCUAGGAUGAGGUAAAUAUAAAUGCAUAUUAUGCAUGUCGCUGUAACAUCUCUUUCUCUCAAAGCUUGCAUGUCUCACAACUGCCGCCACAACUGCACAAGUAAACCAUAUCAUAGCAUCAUAUCCUGCAAGCAAGCAGAAAGAGAGGCUUUCGAGGAUGUGUUGUUGAACUGUUUAAUUUGAUAUAUUGAAUGCCAGCCUUUGUUUUGUGUGUCUUUGAAAUUUAAUUUACUGUUUGAAAUAAGUGAAAAUAAAUUAGUAUGUUGAUGGGAGAGUUAAUUAAAUGGUAGGAGUCCAGCACACAAAAGCAUGCAGAAGAAAAUAUAUAGACAAUAUAACGACAGCAUGGAACAUGAAUUAAAAAUUUAAAAUGCAUGUGAAAAUAAAGUAUAGAACAAAGUGCUUCACCAAAUGCAGCACAUGCAUGGCUUUAUUCAUCAUCUCCAAAGUAAUACCCCCACCUUUAAUUAACUUAUUCAUUUUACUACUAAUUUUUAAGUAGUUGAAGGAUUCAACAAAAGGUGCAUCAAUUAUCAAAAUCCAACACCAUUAGAGAACAAAAGAUGUACUCCCUCCGUAUUUAUUUAAGAGAUACACUUGGUCAGGCACGGGUAUUAAGAAAGAAGAAGAAUUGAGUGAAAUAAAAUAAUAAAGCAAGUGGGGUUGAGUAGAUAUUUUAAUAAGUAAACAAGUGGGGACCAUGUCAUUUGGGGGGGUAGGCGGGGUUGGGGUUAUGAAUUUUUUUGUUUAAUAGGAUGGUGGGUUAUAGGGUAAAUUAGAUGUAUUAUUUAAGUAGAUGGUGGAGUUGAUAAGUUACUAAAAAUGGCAAGUGUAUCUCUUAAAUAAAUGCGGCCGGAAAAAACAAGUGUAUCCCUUAAAUAAAUACGGUGGGAGUAUAAAUAAGUACAAGUAUUAGUUUGUAUUACGUAUAUUCUUGUACUUUGGUUGGUUGUUUUGUGUUAUAUUUUUCAAUUUGCUCUUAAUUGGUUUGAUUGAGUUAGUGGUAUUCUAUAAUUGGUACAGAUUAAAGACCAUUUUCUUCGCCACCACGGAAUGUUUAAAUGAAUGAUUUUUUUCAUAAUCGAUCAUGUAAAACUAAUGGGCCUGAUAUGUUUGGAUUAAGGUCAAUGCAUUUGGUAUGUUUGGAUUACGGUUAAUGCAUUUGGUAAUACAUUACCCUAGGAUAUGGUGACUGAUACCCAAAACGAGCAUAAUAAUUCCCCUGUUUCUUCCACCACACAAUCACUUCAUCAACUAGUUUAGCUUAAUCACAACUAGUUUCUCCUUUCUUCAAUUCUUUAAGUUAAUUAACGCUUGGAUUUUGUGUUACAUACUUCUAAUAAUGUAGUAAAACUCUAGCUAGGCAUUAUGCAGUGUGGUCUAACCGAUGCAACUAGUGGCAGAUCUUGAAUAAUAGCCUGGAAGCAACCCACAUCGGCUCCUCAAAGUUAAUACUAGUAUAUUGAUUUCCCUCAACGGGUGAAUUUGGGCUAAACUAAGCAUUCUAAUCGAUCUCCGAUUUAAUUACGUUGAUACAGUAUAUCACAAAAUAAAAUGUCAAGGAGAAGUAUUGACUACUCCGAUUAUUAACAAUACAAAAUGCAUAAUGUACUAUAUUGGAAUUACUCUUACUUUCUUUCCGAAUAAUUUCAGUAAAAAAAAAAAUAUAAUCCUUCAUAUUGGAAUUACUCUUAGCUUUCUUCGAAAAUCUGAAUUGGCCUGUAUAUGUAAAUUGUGUGGAAGCUGAUUAUGGUGCUUUUAGUUCUUUUCUUAGGUUGACAGGGAGUAGUAAUCUAGUAUUAUUGGUGGUUGGUGGUGGCCGGUGGUGGCCAAAAAAAAUUCAAUGGUGUUGGAGCUUGAUGGUGUGUUUAUAAUUGGCGAUGCUGGUGGCUGGUGGUGCUGAGGAAGGUGAACAAAGCUCACAGUGAUGAAGGAAUAGGUGUUGGUGUAGUCGUA